UCCCUCGCCAUUAUUUCAAAUUCUUAAUUGGUCCCAUCUAUUUUUUAAAACAUUUUCAGCUUUCAGCUUUCCUUCCACAGCUAACCCUUUGGUGGAAGGAAAGGGGUCCAUUUCUCUCUUGCAGCCUCACAGCUAUGCAUUUUGCUUCCAUUUCUGGUGGGGAAAGGUGGAUAUAGCUGAAUAGGAGGAGCAUGGCAGGAAAAUUUGGAAAGUGUAUGCUGCUGUGUUGUUCAAGAAAAGUCUCUAAGGAAGAAGACAUGGCAAACGAUUCAUACGAGGAAGCCAUUGCAGGACUGUCAAAGCUUCUGAGUGAAAAAGCCGACCUCGGGAGCGUCGCCGCUGCGAAAAUCAAGCAGAUAACGGCGGAACUAGAGGCGGCCGGUUCAGCUGAAUUUAACGCGGAGCAGCGGAUGAAAGCCGGCUUCGUCCACUUUAAGACAGAGAAAUAUGAGAAAGAUCCUACCUUGUACGGUGAACUUGCCAAAGGCCAAAGCCCAAAGUUUCUGGUUUUUGCUUGCUCAGAUUCUCGCGUUUGUCCUUCUCACAUCCUCAAUUUCCAACCAGGAGAGGCCUUUAUGGUCCGAAACAUUGCCAGCAUGGUCCCACCAUAUGACCAGACAAAAUACUCAGGAAUGGGGGCAGCCAUUGAAUAUGCAGUACUGCAUCUAAAGGUGGAGAAUAUUGUAGUCAUUGGCCAUAGUUGCUGUGGUGGUAUUAAGGGGCUAAUGUCUAUCCCAGAUGAUGGGAGCACUUCUAGUGACUUCAUAGAAAAUUGGGUCAGCAUCUGUUCGGCCGCAAAGUCUAAGGUGAAGACACGGUGUAGCAGCUUAAGUUUUGAAGAGCAGUGCCACAACUGUGAGAAGGAGGCUGUGAAUGUAUCACUGGGAAACCUGUUGACAUAUCCAUUUGUUAAAGAGGGAGUGUUGAAGAAAACUCUGGCAUUGAAAGGAGCACAUUACGAUUUUGUCAAUGGAAAUUUUGAGCUUUGGAAUCUUGAUUUCAAGAUUACUCCUCCUGUUGUUGUAUGAACUAGUUAAGCUUCUUCAUUCUUCCCAUUUCAAAAAGAUCAUCUCUCUUGUUGCAUUGGAAACUGUAAAUUUUCCAAAUCAAUAAUGUUUGUUGAAGCUGAAAGAAACAAGAGUCUGCAUUAUUGUAUUUAAUUUGCCUUCCAAUUUAGUUUUUGCAGUUUAUUUAAUA
This is a messenger RNA of Jatropha curcas, 1197 nucleotides long. Its product is annotated as carbonic anhydrase 2. Gene Ontology annotation, molecular function: carbonate dehydratase activity; zinc ion binding. Lineage: Eukaryota; Viridiplantae; Streptophyta; Magnoliopsida; Malpighiales; Euphorbiaceae. Gene Ontology annotation, biological process: carbon utilization. The record is from RefSeq and is a predicted model, not a curated record.